Messenger RNA from Oncorhynchus masou masou (cherry salmon), 1788 nucleotides. RefSeq names its product pentatricopeptide repeat domain 2 (gene ptcd2). The record is from RefSeq and is a predicted model, not a curated record. Gene Ontology annotation, biological process: regulation of mRNA processing; mitochondrion organization; multicellular organism development. The coding region runs from base 34 to 1185 and encodes 383 amino acids. The transcript is spliced from 10 exons. Gene Ontology annotation, molecular function: RNA binding; protein binding. NCBI's taxonomy places the organism in Eukaryota, Metazoa, Chordata, Actinopteri, Salmoniformes, Salmonidae. Gene Ontology annotation, cellular component: mitochondrion.
GUUGUCGCAGUAAUAGUACAGUCAGGGGGCAACAUGGCGCUUGGAAGAAUCAGCGUCUGCUUCCGAGUACUGCUUCAUGAUAUUCCCUCAAAGGGAUUAUGUCGUGGCCUCAUACAAUCGGACUGUAUGACAUGCAGGGUAGGAGCAAAAAGGCAUCUGCUGUCAGAGGAUGUUGUCAAGCUACAAGAAUUUCAGCAGCGGAAACUGGCAGUGGCUCAUCAAGUGUCCGGAUCAAAAAGUCAUUAUAUUGAGGUAUUUAAUCAGAAGCUGAUGAAGAAACAGCUAGUAUUGAAGGAUGAGUUAAAGCUGCUUCUACACCUUUGCCAAUCUGCAGAGGACAUGGUCACAGCCAGAGGUGCCAUCUACAGAUACCAUGAGGAGAACAGAAACGUAGCAUUUGGAGAGUUUAAGUUUGGUCCUCUCUUCAUGAGGCUGUGCUAUGAACUGGGGCUGGAGGAGAUGGCUGCUGCCACACUGACAGACAAGGAUUUGAGAGGAUUCUUCUCGGACUCAACCUCCUUCAAUAUUGCCAUAGACAUGCUGUUUAUGAAAGGAUUAUAUGAGAGUGGUCUGGAUGUACUGCGAGACAUGAAGAACCAAGGUGUGCCAUUCAACAAGGACACGUUCACAUUAGCAACUGGUACUUGCUAUAAACUGAACACUCCAGAGUCCUAUAGAAUCUGUACUGCCCUGAUGGAGGAGGGACAGACCAAAGGACACAUGAUACCCAGGCACGCCUACUGCUUCACUGUGGCGCUAGCACUUAGACAGAAUGAUGUUGAAAAAGCACAAUCCAUGUUUGGUCAGAUUAUGAGCACUGACAGCAGAAUAUGCCAAAAUCUCAAAGUUCUGAUACUGGCUAUGGCAGGAGCUGUAAAAGAAUCCCUCUUCAUCCUGACCCUAGCCUUGGGUUCUAGCACUACUGUCUUUAUCAAGAAGCCUGAAUUUGCACAGGAAGUGGUGGACCUGGUGCGUUUGCGGAGUGAGGACAGUCCUUUGAUGGCGGGUGUGGAGGAGGCAGUGUCCCGUCUCCAAAAUGCUGGUCAGGUGACACAACGGAGCCUGGACGAAAUGUUGUGUCACACCCCCACGGGGAAGAGGAGGAUGCCCAUAGGAAUGAUGGAGGAGAGGUUGAUCAGCCGGAGGACUCUGAGGCCCCUGCAGUCCACUCUGCUCUCAGAGUGAGGAGGAGGACUAGGUGUAUCUCCCAGCAUGUUUGAGGGGAUCGGUUUGUGGUGCAGAAUCGCAAUCUUGACCCCAUAAUGAGUAGUUAUUUGGGAUGCAAGGUGAUUUGUAGAUCAGUGAUUCUGUGCAGUUCGACUGCAAUGUAGUCAUCCUAAACUUUAGCUGUCCCAGUCAUGGCCAUCUCACACCACUCAAAAGGGACUGAACAGAGAUGGUCUCUGAGCUUUGCUCUAGCUCUCUCCCUCCACCUGGACCUUAGUUAUACUGUACCAUUCAGUGAAAUCAACCUUUCCUCUCAACCAGAGACCCCCCGGUAUCCUUCCUUCUUGGUAUUUUUGGUCUAUCCUAAAAUAUGCUUUAGGAUGGAACCGAUAUACUUGUAAGUUCAAUGGCUUGGGAGAUCCUUUAGAGCCUUUCAGAAAGAAUAAACUCCUGGCUGUGGAAAGGCUCCCUUGAAUUCAAGGGAUGCUCACCUCACAUCAAUGCAACACUAUAACAUCAGACAUUGACAGCAAUGUGUGGAAAGAAGAAUGUAAGGGUAUGUGAGACACACCUGUAAUUGUUUGAUCAAAAUGUAUUAAAUAUUGAAUGCUAUAAAAACAG